Molecule: messenger RNA, 519 nt
Organism: Diabrotica virgifera virgifera (western corn rootworm)
Lineage: Eukaryota; Metazoa; Arthropoda; Insecta; Coleoptera; Chrysomelidae
Product: nucleolar protein 58-like
Exons: 2
Coding region: 1-519 (172 amino acids)
Source: RefSeq, a predicted model, not a curated record
AUGGAACAACCUAACAAAAAAGAACGGAAGACAGAAUCAGAUGACGAAUUUAGGCACUUGAACCAGGAUCAGGAUAAGGAACGGAAAGAACAGACUACAGAAAAUAAAGAAACAAAAGACCAACGGGAAGAGAGAGCGGAAGGAUUUGAAGAAAAAGACAAUGUACAAGAAAAAGAGGACCUCGAACUCGAACAGGAGACGGGCAGUGUCUUGAUGGACAUACUUUUCGGAAGUGAGGAAUUUCAAUCGUCCAAAAAAAGGAAGGCGGGUAGCCCGGAGACAAUUGGGAGAUAUAAGAGAGACAAAAGGGACGACCAGGAGGAACCGGAAGAAACGGAGGGGGAAAGGGACCUCAGGAAGCUGAGGGAGGUCCUAGAGAUUCUUACCAUAAAAGGACCGGUCAAUUGUGAAAAUAAGUAUAGGGUGGUCAAUAUACUGGCAGAGCUCUAUAAAGGGAACAAAUCAAGCCUAUACUUAGGUAGCCAGACCUCAGCCAUAGACUCGGACUCGUCAACCUAG